Molecule: messenger RNA, 576 nt
Organism: Vigna unguiculata (cowpea)
Lineage: Eukaryota; Viridiplantae; Streptophyta; Magnoliopsida; Fabales; Fabaceae
Molecular function (GO): nucleic acid binding
Source: RefSeq, a predicted model, not a curated record
AUGGACCCAAUUAAGUAUAUUUUCGAAAAGCCUGCUCUCAUUGGCAGAUUGGCUUUGUGGAAAAUGUUGCUAUCAGAAUAUGAUAUAGUCUAUGUGAUUCAAAAAGCCGUUAAGGGAAGUUCUUUAGCAAAAUAUCUGGCUCAACAGCCCAUUGAAGAUUAUCAAUCUAUGCAACCUGACUUCCCAAAUGAGGACAUUCUUGCCCUAUUUGGUGAAAAGGAAGGUGGCCAUCAUGAAAAGGCUUGGAUAUUACUGUUUGAUGGAGCAUAUAAUGCACUUGGACAUGGAAUAGGGGCAAUGCUCAUUUUGCCAGAGAAUCAUUACAUUUCGAUGACAACAAGGUUGUGCUUUAGUUGUACCAAUAAUGUUGCAGAAUACGAAGCAUACACUAUGAGUAUUUUGGCAGCUAUCAAGUCGAAGGUGAAGGUGUUGAAAGUCUAUGGUGACUCGACAUUGGUGGUUCAUCAAUUAAAAGGGGAAUGGGAGACUAGAGACCAAAAGUUAAUCCCUUAUCAAACAUACAUUAAAGGAUUGAUGGAGCCUUUCGAUUCCAUUGAGUUCCAUCACAUUCCAUGA